GACGACAAGUGACAGCCGUAUGAAUUGGUCUUAACAUGAGUAAGGACAGUGAAAAAUAGGUUAACUUCCCUAGCGAACGACGAGACUGUCAGAACCUUUUUCCAGAGAAACUUGACUGUGGCGUGAUGGUCCAUUGACGACAUGUGCGAAUACCGUCUUUUGAAAUGAAUUGUCGAAUGUCUUGGCGUGAAGUGGCAUGAUGUGACCAUCGAUCUAAAUUAUACUACUUAAGUACAGUUGUUUAUAGUUAGACAAAGAUGAAGGGAUUUGCGCAGGAUAGACUAGCGUGCAUAAUUUCUUCAAGUCAACCUUAGAGCUGAUGACAAUAAAAGCAAAGCCGCUUCCAGCUAAAGGUGAAGAUGUAAGUUCUGUUUUUCACAAUCAUUCGAGGUUUCCGAUUUGCAGCUGUCACUUUAUGUUUCUGUGUUGGUAAUAUCUUUGCGUAUCUGUCAUUGAACUCUUUGGCUUGCUAUGUUUACAAUUGGAAGUCUAAAUCAUAAUAUUAUGAUCCUAUUACGUAGAUUAAUAUUUUGGAAUGAAUCCGUAUAUAUAAUUGGCUGAAAAUGGGAUCUGUCCCGCCGCAAAAUGGAAUCACUGACACUGGGAUCUCACAGGCUCGUCCAUCUAGAUUUUAAGGGAGCACCUCCGAAAGUGACAUAUUUGGAACAGUUGUUCCCGUUAUUCCGUGAAUGGGGCGCCACAGGUAUUUUAAUAGAAUGGGAAGAUACUUUCCCAUAUGUCCGAGACCUUAUAUCAAUAGGUUCUAAAGGACCCUUGUCACAAUCAGGAGCAUACACCGUUGAAGAAGCAAGGCUUUUACUUCAUCUUGCUGGUGAUGCUGGGCUUGCUGUUGUACCACUGGUUCAGACAUUCGGUCAUCUUGAGUUUGUUUUAAAACACAAAGAAUGGGUAUCUCUGCGGGAAGUGGCAGCUUACCCAAGCUCAAUGUGUCCAUCUCAUCCAGGAGCACUGAAACUUGUUACAUCUUUGAUUAAACAAAUUGUUGAAUUUCACCCUGACAUUCAGUACAUACAUAUUGGUGCUGAUGAGGUUUGGCACCUAGGCAUAUGUCCAACAUGCAUUCGAAGAAUAGAAACAAGUAAACAUGGAAAAGCACAGUUAUUCCUGGAACACAUUCUGGGAGUUGCCCAGUUUGUUCGAGAUACCUACCCCACAUUACGUGUCAUAAUGUGGGAUGACAUGCUUCGUAGUAUUGAUUCUUCUGUUAUGAAUGAAUACAAUCUUGGAAAAUUUGUGGAGCCAAUGGUAUGGCAUUAUCUUCCAGCUGAAGCUUUUCAGCUUUCAGCAGAUAUGUGGGAAAGAUACGCAAGUGUCUUCAACACCUUAUGGGUAGCAACAGCUUUCAAAGGAGCAACAGGUAGCUCACAAAAUCUGCCAGUAAUACAGCACCAUAUCAGCAAUCACGAACAGUGGCUUACUGUGCUCAGCCAGAUUGUCAACAAAUUUCCCAACUUUCGUGGUGUUGCUCUCACGGGCUGGUCUAGGUAUGAUCACUAUGCGAUAAUGUGUGAACUGUUGGCAACCUCUCUACCAAGUCUUGCUGUGUGUCUGAGAAUCUGGAUGUCAGGCACUUACAGCAGUGAUAUACAUACAACUGUAGCCAAAGCUCUUGGCUACUAUGACACACCACUUUUCCUCAACCCUUAUCCAAGACCGCAACCAGUACCACAACAAUUGUCAUUCCCUGGAUGGAAGGUUCGUGUUGGCGUUGAGUGGUUCAUGAACCUUCGUGUCAAGUACCGGAACAUUGUUGAUAGUGAACAAGUUGAAACCUGGCUAAACCCAUGGCAGAUCCAGCAUGGACUCACCAAUCCAAUGCAGAUUGAAAGUCUUAUUCCAGCUUUUACAGAUCUGAUGUUUGAACUGACAUCUCUUGAGAGCUACUUACGUGCACACUUAGAAGACAUACUGCAUACAGCAACAGUGGAUGAAUGGAUUGGAACAAAUGUUGAGCCUUUAAAGGUUAGGCUCAGGCAACUGAAAAAAGACGCAGAAGCACAAAUGCCAAUGAGAAUACCAAUGCAGAGUUUUCCAGAUGUAAUUUGAAAUUGUGAUGUCAAGACUAUAUGUUUAAAUAGAAAAACCAUUGGGGUGUUUCAUGAAAUGUAGCAUUCUCUGUGGCAUUGACUUAUUAAGUACUUUGUGCUAUAAAAAAAGCCAGGCAGAUAAUUUUGCCAUGUUAUAGAAUGUUUAUAGCUCCCAUUUGACUCUUUUUGAGUUAAAAGACUGAAUGAUGUGAUAUGUGAAGUAAACAAGUUGUUCACACACUGCCUCAUUUUUCCAUUAAUGAAGCUGUAAAAUAUUUUGUAUAUAUAUGAUUUUAACUCUUGUUAGUAAUUUUAAUGUGCUCUAGUCACCUAUCACUGUAAAUAUUUCUCCAAUAAAAAAUGUAAGAGCUAUUUGCAGAGUUCAUAGUUUGUUCAGUUUGAAAUAGUACCACUUUUAGACAGA
Schistocerca gregaria is the source of this 2472-nucleotide messenger RNA. Its product is annotated as hexosaminidase D-like. Bases 586 to 2067 code for a protein of 493 amino acids. Gene Ontology annotation, molecular function: hexosaminidase activity. Gene Ontology annotation, biological process: carbohydrate metabolic process. Lineage: Eukaryota; Metazoa; Arthropoda; Insecta; Orthoptera; Acrididae. The transcript is spliced from 11 exons. The record is from RefSeq and is a predicted model, not a curated record.